Molecule: messenger RNA, 1587 nt
Organism: Cucurbitaria berberidis CBS 394.84
Lineage: Eukaryota; Fungi; Ascomycota; Dothideomycetes; Pleosporales; Cucurbitariaceae
Exons: 2
Coding region: 1-1587 (528 amino acids)
Biological process (GO): regulation of transcription by RNA polymerase II
Molecular function (GO): zinc ion binding; DNA-binding transcription activator activity, RNA polymerase II-specific
Source: RefSeq, a predicted model, not a curated record
AUGGCGACGAGACGGGCACACAACAAAUCGAGGCUGGGAUGCCAUCAGUGCAAGAGAAGACGAAUCAAGUGUGACGGCAAGCAACCAAUAUGCGCAAACUGCGACAAGAAGGGCGAGAGUUGCAGUUUUCUCAUGUUCGCACCCUCAUCACGUCUGUCAAUCGCCUCGACAUCGCCUGGAUCUUCACAAGUCCCAUUACUAUCGCCAUCAUCAGUAUCAUCCCACCUCUCAACAUCAUCAACAUCGCCAAUUCUGAAAUUUGCAAUCACCCACACACCAUCACCAACCAAUCUCAUAGCUUUCGGCAACGAAGUAGCACUUGCAUCGACAAUACCACGUCCAACGGAAACACCCUUUGAAGAACCAAUCGUAGACUUUACGGCCGCAAUGGUUACCUCACCCAUGCACCAAUUCUACACCCCUGACCUCACAAUCCCGCCAUAUCUCCGCUUUGACGAUGUAUGGAAAGACGUCCGCGAAGUGCUCCCACCAUCACUCCAAGACGUCUUGUACCACUACGAGUACACGACGUCUCUCUCGCUGGCCACAAAUGAUCCAGCAAAAGCAGCCUGGCAAGCUUGCGUACCCGAGUUGGCGCAGAGCCAUGACUUUCUACUCAACUGCGUGCUAUCAGUAGCGUCGCUGCACCUCGGCCGUCUACACGAGGGCAAAGAAGACAAGAGACGCAUGAACGCCGUAGCAGCAGCGCGCAUGAACAAAGCCCUCACAAAAUACCGACCAGAGCUCGAAAACAUCACAAAAGAAAAUGCCGCUGCCCUCUUCGCCGGCUCAACUCUUACCGCUGUCUAUCUCUUUCGUACCUCUGCCAUCGACAUUGAGGAUCUCCGCGCUUCCAUCCCUCCAGAUACUAUUGUUCCACCCCCGGAUAUAGUCGACAAGAUGCUGUCGUGUGCGCUGAGGACGAUCUGGGGCCUGCGCGGGCCCCUGACCGUCCUCCUCUCAGGCUGGGACUGGGUCAUGAACGGGAAAAUGAACCCAGUAGCCGCGCGAAAAUGGUGGCCUACAGCGUGUGUGCCGGCGACGCCUCGAGCGACCGAAGAAGACGAACGACUAGCACAGCUAGGAGCAAUGUGGAUGGGCCGCGAUGAUGGGGUUAGCAGCAGUGCAUCGCAAAGAUCCCAGCUCAACGAAGCGUUGCUGUAUCUACGAGAAACGUUUGCGCUGGUCAGUCAGUUGACGCUGCCGGAAGUGUAUCCGCCCAUGACGGCAGUGCCCUACGCAGUCGACGACAAGACGGUUGGCACGCUGACGGACCGCGGCGCAAUCUUCGUCUGGUCUGCGCGCAUCAGCCGCGAGUUCAUACAGAUGAUUGAGCAACGGGACCGCUAUGCGUUGGUCAUUCUCGCACACUAUGCUGUUUUGCCCGGACGAGUGCGCAACGUGUGGUGGCUGGAAGGGUUGGGUGCAGACAUUGUGACGGCGAUUGCCAUGGCGCUGGGAAGGGAGAAUUGGGCCCUCAUUGAAUGGCCCGCGAGUGUGCUGGGUGUGGAUUUGGAGAACGCGUUUGGAACGCGGAAAGAUAGUUUGGAGGGUAUGCCGGGGGAGUUGAAUAUGGAAGUCAUAUAA